AUGACUAUAUCGACACUCUCGCAUGCCUUUGUUGGUUUGGCGCUGCUCAAGGGUGUUGCACAGGGUUUCAAUGUUUACGUGUAUAACAAGUGUAAGGAGGACUUUACGCUGGCUCAUGUGACACAAGGUGCUGUGGAUUCCGAGUUUGUGUCUGCUGGGGGUUCCACUAUCCGAAACAUUCCCGAUGGAUCGCCCUCACAUGUUCUCAAGUGGGGUCUUGAUGCUCAGGCUACCUUGGCCGAAUUUUCAGCUGAAAUGAAUAAAGCGUGGUAUGAUAUAAGUGUCAUCCCAACUGGUCCCAAGAGUGGUCCUGCAAACUGCAUGACUUGGUCGGCAUGUAAGGAACUAACGGGAGGUGUUGGCUUCAAUAAACCCAUGCAGAUUACACCACAUGUUCAAGAUGGUCAACGCUGUGUCGAACUCACGUGCUUAAAAGACACUUGUGCAGAUGCUUAUACGUUUCCUACGGACGACACAAAGACACACACAUGCCCACUGUCGACUGACUUUGACGUCACAUUCUGUCCUGGUGGCUCGGGGGGUGCUGCACCGCCUCCUUCACAAGCUCCGUUGCCACCUCCAACAUCAGCUCCUACACCCGAACCGACUCAAGCUCCAGCAGCUCCUCCUCCCGAAGAACAACAGGAACAAUACCAACAAGAGCAACAGCAACAAGAGCAACAAGAGCAACAAGCGCAACAGCAGCAACAACAGCAACAAGAACAACAAGAACAAGAACAACAGGAGCAAACAGAGCAAGAGCAAACAGAGCAAGUGCAGGAAUCAGAGUCACCGACCGAACCGGACAACCAGACGCCAUUAUCGAGUGGAUCGACUGGUGUAUCAAAUGUGACUACUUCCACGAAUAAUACUGGAAAUUUUCGUCAGACCAACACUUCGAAUGUCAACAGUCCUACAGUGCAACAUACGACACCAACAGUACAUAACACUGCGCAACAGAUUGGUGGAAAGAAGGGUCUCGACACGUCUGAUAACGACACGGUCCAACACAUCAACACACAGUCCGAGAGCAGCGGACCUGAUGGUACACCGUACAUUGUGCUGGCUGUUGGUGGAUUCGUUGGUAUCGUGGCUGCAGCUGCCAUCUUUGCUGUGCGAAAGAAGAAGGCAGCUUUGGAUGAGAUGGAGAGCAAAACGCCAGUCUCUGCGAUGCCUCAAGGCACACUCGCUGGUUUCUGCACCCCACGCAACAACGUCAGUGUUUUGUAG
Molecule: messenger RNA, 1230 nt
Organism: Plasmopara halstedii
Lineage: Eukaryota; Oomycota; Peronosporomycetes; Peronosporales; Peronosporaceae
Product: Thaumatin
Exons: 3
Coding region: 1-1230 (409 amino acids)
Source: RefSeq, a predicted model, not a curated record